AUGGAGAAAAAGGAACAAGGAACUGGAUCUGUACAAAGAAAAGACUCAACAAGGAAGGAAACUUUGAAACCUUAUGUGCCAAAGGCACUAUUUCCUCAGAGACUCAAGGGAGAUGAAAAAGAAAGGUCAUAUUCAAGAUUCCUAGACAUGUUUGCAUCUCUCAGUAUCAACAUUCCCUUCCUCAAAAUCCUUAAACAGAUGCCUACUUAUAUCAAGUGGAUGAAGGAGCUACUAGCUAGGAAGAGCAACCUGAAAGGUGGCCAAACAGUGGUGAUGAACAAGGAAUGCAGUGCUCUCAUUCAGAAGGACGUACUCCGGAAGAAAAAAAAUCCAGGGAGCUUUCAUAUUCCCUGUACCAUAGGAGAAACAAAAAUUGACAGAAAAUUUUGUGAUCCAGGAGCUAGCAUAAAUGUGAUGCCUCUAUUUCUUAUGAAGAAGUUGCAUAUCAAUGAGCUGAGAUCCACUAAUGUAAUAAUACAAUUGGCUGAUAAAACUCAGAAGCAGGCUGAAGGAAUAGUGAAAAAUGUGUUAGUGGGAAACUACUUCCUCCCUACAGACUUUGUUAUUCUGGACAUGGAGGAAAGUUACCUCCAUCCCAUUAUUCUGGGGAGACCAUUUCUAGCUACUUAUCGAGCACUCAUUGAUGUAGAACAAGGAGAGUUGAUACUGAGAAUACAGGAUGAGCAGCUCACUUUCCAGGCCUUCAAGCCCGUGCAUGAAUCUGAGCAAGAGAGCAAGAAAUUAAAGGAAGAAUACAGUGAGAACUCUCUAAAGGAAAACAGCAAUGAAACACCAGGCAAGCAUCUGGAGCUUUCCUUGAUGGAUAAACAAGAAGCUCAAGAGAUGAAGUAA
Arachis ipaensis is the source of this 852-nucleotide messenger RNA. The record is from RefSeq and is a predicted model, not a curated record. NCBI's taxonomy places the organism in Eukaryota, Viridiplantae, Streptophyta, Magnoliopsida, Fabales, Fabaceae.